Messenger RNA from Xiphias gladius (swordfish), 1623 nucleotides. It is a transcript of the gene nkx2-1, whose product is annotated as NK2 homeobox 1. Gene Ontology annotation, molecular function: RNA polymerase II cis-regulatory region sequence-specific DNA binding; DNA-binding transcription factor activity, RNA polymerase II-specific. The record is from RefSeq and is a predicted model, not a curated record. The transcript is spliced from 2 exons. The coding region runs from base 1 to 1047 and encodes 348 amino acids. Gene Ontology annotation, biological process: cell differentiation; regulation of transcription by RNA polymerase II. NCBI's taxonomy places the organism in Eukaryota, Metazoa, Chordata, Actinopteri, Istiophoriformes, Xiphiidae. Gene Ontology annotation, cellular component: nucleus.
AUGUCGAUGAGCCCUAAGCAUACGACUCCUUUUUCUGUUUCCGAUAUCUUGAGUCCCCUUGAGGAGAGCUAUAAGAAAUUAAGUAUGGAGAAUAACAACUUGGGGGCACCUCUCACUUCCUACCGGCAGCCGCAGGUUUCUCAGGCGGCGAUGCAGCAGCACCACAUGGGCCACAAUGGGACCGUGUCCGCGGCUUACCACAUGACUGCGGCAGGUGUUUCCCAGCUGUCACACACGCCCAUGGGGGGCUACUGCAACGGCAACCUGGGCAACAUGGGCGACCUGCCGUCCUACCAGGACGGCAUGAGGGGCAGCGCCACGGCCACCGGCUGGUACGGCGCCAACCCAGACCCGCGCUUCUCCACUAUUUCUCGCUUCAUGGGCUCGUCGUCGGGCAUGAACAUGGGCAGUAUGGGCAGCCUCAGCUCCCUGGCAGACGUGGGUAAAGGCAUGGGCUCUCUGUCCAGUACCCCGCGGAGGAAGAGGCGAGUGCUGUUCUCCCAGGCGCAGGUCUACGAGCUGGAGAGGCGCUUUAAGCAGCAGAAAUACCUGUCGGCACCGGAGAGGGAGCACCUGGCAAGUAUGAUCCACCUCACCCCGACCCAGGUGAAAAUCUGGUUCCAGAAUCACCGGUAUAAGAUGAAGAGGCAGGCCAAGGACAAAGUUUCCCAGCAGCAGAUGCAGCAGGAGAGCGGCUCCUGCCAGCAGCAGCAGCAGCAGCAGUCCCCGCGGAGGGUGGCCGUGCCGGUGCUGGUGAAGGACGGGAAGCCGUGCCAAGGCACCGGCCACACACCCACAUCCUCCGCGCAGACGCACCAUCAGCAAGCGGGCAAUGUCAUGAUCAUGUCCAGCAACACGUCCGGCCUCGGGCAGCACCAGAGCCAGCAGGUGGGAAGCACAGGGCACUCUCCAGAUUUGGCGCCGCACUCCUCCAGUCCGCCGUCGCUGCAGGGCCAGGUGGCCGGCCUCUCCCACCUCAACUCCCCGGGCUCAGAGUACGGCACGGCCCUGCAGUGUUCAGCCCUGUUAUACGGCAGGACGUGGUGACAAGAGGCGCCGGCUUUGAUUUAAACCUUCCUCUAUUUAAAGAAAAAAGACAUUUUUUCCCCCCCCGACCCUGUUAAGACUUCGACAAGUUUCACUGUAAAUGUGCGCAUGUGAACAAGAGCCGAGUGAAAUCGGCGCAGCCCUUCUCGAAUUCUCACCUCUGGGAAGGAAAUCGGACUCACGUGGAAGAAACACUUGUCCAGAAACUGCGGAUGUGAAAUUCUUGGGAUUUAUUUAUGUAAAUUAUAUUGAGACAAAAGAAGAAUCAGCAGUCAAAUAGGCCGCAUUAGUUGGGGGAAAGGCGAAGCUGAACAGGGAGGCACAUAGACCACAGGACUGCUGAACAUGGGUGCUGUUAAAUUUCCUUUCGCAAGCACACGAACAGACACACGCGACGACUCUGAUUUAUAAUAGAAUUUAAUGUAAGCCGUAGACCUAGCUUGUAUAUUUCUGUAAAAGUUUUGAAUUUUAGCUAUCUGUUGUACAAAGUUUUUUGGCGCUAUUGCCGGCUUGUUGUCGUUUCAUUGGUAUUUGUACGUUUUAUUUCUUUGUAACUUAUAUAGUUAUUUGACUUAC